CGUGUGAUUAAUGGGACUGUGCAGAGAAAAGCCUUCGUGCUCAGUGUAUAUCUGUUAUCAAAGGCGUUCCUGAGCCGCCCUAAUAAUCCGAGAGUCACGUCCCUGGAGGUGCCCCAGGCCGUGGGUUGGCCCUGGGCAGCCUGAGCUGGUCCCCAGCCCGUGGGGGUAUCGUUAAGGUCCCUUCCAACCUAAGCUGUUCUAUAGUCUCAUAGCAGUACCUGACGCUGGCUGUGCUUAGGGCUUGUUUUCUCCUUGUAUUCUUCUCAUCUGGAUGCCUUGUUUGUGAGAUGCCAUUUGAGUGGGACCCAAAGACCUGGAAGAUCCUGAAGAGAGAGGAAGCUGAUGUGAAAGAAACUAACUAUGAAGGAUCCGAGGAAUUCGUACUGCCUGUUUCCACAAUUACUAACAAGUGCUUUCCUGCUGAACCUUCAGAUUGAGAAGAAAUUCUCAUAGAACUGAUGGAGUUGACCUUAGAAUCCUACAACUGGAAGUGUGAUUCAAUCACUCCUGGGGUUUUAGUCACCUUCAGACCUCGUUGUGAAUAUGAACGUUUAGAGUGCUGUUACUCUGAAGAGCCUCAAGGAGGGAUACCCAUUUUGGAAACCUGUGAGCUCUGUUAAGAAAACACACCGAGGUGGCUGACCAGUGUGCAGAAUAACGUUGAAAGCAGCAGUGAUCUCUGCAAGAUUACCUGGUGAUGCUGGAGAGUGGUUAUUACUGCAGAGAGAACAGUGCUGGUCAGUAUAAUGUGCUGCAGGUGUGCUGCUGCUGGUCCUCCAUGCCUUGCAGAAGGUGAUUGAAAGCUCCCUGUGGAGCUGCUGUCAGCAGAGGCCGCUGGGACAAAUCUGGAAAUCCUUUGCAAAUCCACACCUUGGUAUGGCGUAAAUGAAAGCAACUUCCUCAGAAGAAAGUUUGCAACUCAAACAAGUGUUUCAGACCAGUUACCACUGCUCGUGUUUUCUACCAGCAAGGGCUGUUUACCCAGAGAAUUUGAAGCUGCUGCAGUGUGCCAGUUCUGGAGGAUUGCUUGUGGUGCUCUGAAGGCCGGGAAGAUGAUUAGGAAGCUUUCUGGACAGCUCUGGAAGGGCCUGUAAAGUGAGCUGAGGAUGAGAUGGAUUUACCACAAAAGACUUGGCGCUCUCGGCGUAUACAUCAUCAGUGAGCUGCAGAUAAACACAGCACACACAUCAGAGGAUGGAUGCGGAGGUGGACUGGGACUCUGAAAAUAGCACUUGUGAUACAGGUGAGGAGCUGUCAAAUGAUUCCAGAAAGAGCACUAAGGAGGUGGGCUACAAGUCUUGCCUCCAGGAGGAGGUGGGCAUGAAUUACUCACAGACGCUCAGUCCUUGUCGCAACUCCGCAGGACCAUCAGAUAAACAGGAACUUUCUACAGAGUUGCAGCGUGAAGACAAAGAAAUCUAUCAGACCUAUUACCAGAAACAAGGUGAGAGUACAGCUGGGAUAUUUGUCCCCUCCAGUACCAACUUGGACCUGCAGUGUGAAGAUAAAACCUCACAGCGUGGUUCCUCUGAGCGCUCCAAGAGAUCACGGAGAAGAGCGCGUGGUGAUAAUGAAAAUGCCCUUCUUGAUGGUGUGUUUGAUGCACAGCCUGCAUCUGGGAAGGCUUUGUCCUAUCGGUGCAAGAAGUGUGGUGCCUCUUUCCAGGGGACGAGUGAGCUGCAGCAGCAUAAACGGACUCACCUCGUGGAAAACUCAUACCGCUGUCCUGUCUGUGCCAAAGAGUUCUUCCGUGCAGCAAACUUACGCAUGCACAAGCUCAUUCAUAACAGUGACAGGCCACACAAGUGUCCAGAGUGCGACAAGGGUUUCAUUCGCACGGCUGAUGUCUGGAGGCACCUCCGCAAUGUGCACAAGAUAGAGCGCUCCAUGGUGAUCUUAGGCAAUGGCAUGGCUAGGAACCCAUGGUCGAUCGUGCACCGUAACCAGCACGCUGUUGAGUACACCGAUCAGCCUUGUGCAGAUAACCACAAGGCUGAGGAAGAAGACUGCAAGCCUUACGCCUGUCCAACGUGUGGCAAAGGUUUCGAUAAACCAAACCUGCUUUCCAAACACAAAGUGAUCCACCGGCAGGAGAAACCCUAUAAGUGUCAGGAAUGUGGCAUGGCGUUCGUCCAGCUGCUCAGGCUGAAAAGACACCAGCAGACUCACUCUGGGGUGCGUCCCUUCUAUUGUGAGGAGUGCGGAGGGACGUUCACAAGGCUGGCCUCGCUCCAGCGCCAUCAGCGCAUCCACACCGGAGAGAAGCCCUACUCUUGUGAUUACUGUGGGCAUUCCUUCACCGAGUCAGGUACCCUACGGAGGCAUGAGCGCACGCACAAGUUGGACAAAUCUUAACUCUUUGUGAUUGUGGGCUCUCGGGUUCUUACCUGAAGAGGCUUGAGAAAAGCACUCCACUGCAUGCACUACAGCCAGUCCAGACCCACGUCCCAGCAGUGGGAAGCACAGGAACUUGUGCUGGUAGAGCUUGCACUUUUCUGGUUUUAAACUGCCUUUGUGUGAAUAAUUUACUGAAUUACCAUUGAGUAACAGAAUGUGAGACUUGUGAAGACUGAAAUAGCUCACAUGUGCUAGCAUUGUGUCACCUCUGUGAAUGGGAGGUGCUUCUGCUUGAGCUUUUUGCAGGGAUGCAUGGGCUAUGAGGCUUCUCCCUGCAGUCCUGGUUGCUGGACAAAUUGGCUCUGCCCUCUGGAGUGUGAUGACUGGUUGGCAGUGGCUUUGGAGAUCUGUUAUUGCAGGUCUUUAAGUCAGAACAGUCCAUAGUCAUCCAUGUAUCUGUUCUUACAUUCUGCUGAGGUUUUCUUUCCAUAAUGUAUUUUUAUUUGGAAGAGAAGUAUCAUGUUUGUUAUUUAAAAACAAAACAAAAAACAACCCACCCACAAAACAAUUCCUUAAUAAACGCGACAGUUGUCAGCUG
Messenger RNA from Meleagris gallopavo (turkey), 2935 nucleotides. Lineage: Eukaryota; Metazoa; Chordata; Aves; Galliformes; Phasianidae. The record is from RefSeq and is a predicted model, not a curated record.